Molecule: messenger RNA, 990 nt
Organism: Megachile rotundata (alfalfa leafcutting bee)
Lineage: Eukaryota; Metazoa; Arthropoda; Insecta; Hymenoptera; Megachilidae
Source: RefSeq, a predicted model, not a curated record
AUGAUCAAGCAGGCUUACCCAGAUGAUGCUUCAGCAAGAAGUGGUGUGUUUCGGUGGCACAAGGCCUUUUCGGAGGGCCGGGAAGAGGUCGCCGAUGAAGACCGUGCUGGAAGACCUUCGACUUCGACAAACACCGACAAAGUGACUCGUGUGCGCAAAGUUUUGAACUCAGACCGUCGACUAAGUAUUCGUUUAAUUGCACAGAUGUUAAAUUUACCAAAAUCUGUGGUUCAUGACAUUGUGACGGAGCAUUUGAACAUGCGCCAGGUGUGCGCGAAGAUGGUCCCAAAACCUUUGCUCACUGACGACCAGAAAUUGCGGCGAGUGGAAGUGUGCCAAGAAAAUUUGAAUAUGUGUGAAAGUGACCCCCAAUUUUUGAAUAACGUAAUCACAGGUGACGAGUCAUGGAUCUUUGAGUAUGAUCCCGAGACAAAGAGGCAAUCUUCCGAGUGGCACACACCGGCGUCUCCUCGCCCAAAAAAGGGAAGAAUGAGCAAAUCCAAAGUGAAAACGAUGCUCAUUGUCUUUUUUGACAUGAAAGGCAUCGUCCACCAUGAAUUUGUUCCUCCUGGACAAACCGUCAACGCUAAGUUUUACGUGGAAGUGCUCAAGAGACUCAAACGAAGGGUCAAUCGGGUCCGACAAGACAUCGCAGCCGACUGGAAGCUGCACCACGACAAUGCCCCGGCUCACACCGCCUUUCUUGUGAACAGCUACCUGACCAAGUUAUAUAUUAAUUACAAAGAUGAUAUGCGUGAUAUGCCAGAUAUACAUAUGUAUAAUAGUAGAAUAUGUCAAACAGAUGUACUUAGGCCCUUGACUUCGACUACGUAUUUCAAGGUUAUGCCUUUUCAAAGAUCUAGCAGUUGUUCUACAUAUAUGCGUAGCAAGAAGUCACGCGGAAUGUUAGUAAUGACAACAUAUUUUAAGCUCAGUAAAAUCGAUGAAAUGUGCCAUGAAGUAUUGGCAGUCAUAGUAAUCCGGUAUUAA